This is a messenger RNA of Penaeus vannamei (Pacific white shrimp), 3712 nucleotides long. Lineage: Eukaryota; Metazoa; Arthropoda; Malacostraca; Decapoda; Penaeidae. The record is from RefSeq and is a predicted model, not a curated record.
CUCUCGGCCGGCGCUCCUGCUGGGUCGCAUGCCGUGUGCCUGUGCAGUCCGACGGCGAGGGGCCCUUCUGCUGCUCGGAAGGGCGUGGGCGGAAUCGAAAGAUCCGAUGCGCUUCUGGCCUCAUCUCCAGACGGCUGACCGACGAGCAGCGCUGACCUUCGGACGGCGAGGUAUGCGACACACUGAGCUGGGAUGACGGUAACACAAGAAAGACAAAAACGUGAGAUAAAGAUAGAACAAAAUCAGUUUCACUUCUCAUGAGUGCCGUACCGUCAAAGGUUGUGGAAUGUAACCUUAUACGAAUUUGAAGUUCCACACGAUGGGAAUUCUUAUUAGCAAAAACGCGCGAUUUUCUUCCAGUAAUCACCAUGAUUUCGAACGUAACCUGGGGCCCUUUUGCGGAAUAUGCACCCAAGGGAAACACACAAGAAGCAAGAAAGACAAAAACAAACCAUUGAAAAGACGAGAGAAUAGCAACAAUCAAAAGAGACAGACCAAGAACAAAAAUGAAGAUGAGAGAAAAUGUGCUCGAGAUUUGAAGAAGAUCCGAGAGAUGAGGGAUGGAUGCUAAGACGUCUCUCUGUGAUAUAAAAGCAUGGAUGAUAUAUACAAGGGGCGUGCGAUAAAGGGAGAAAGCGAAACACUGCAAGGGGAAAGAAGGUUUGGCGAGGGAGGAGAGCCGUGCACGCAAGGAGGAAUAAGGAAGGAUGCCUGUGAGGAGGAGUCGUGCGCGCCGAGGAUAAGAGCGGGAUAAAGGCCCCGGCCCGAGAGAUCCUCCGCUGACCACCUAGCACGCACGAGGAAGCGAAGAGGAAGGAGAGGAAGGAGGGGGAGAGGAGUCAUUAAGCCCAGAGACACGUCCCCGGGAGGCAAUGGCACCGAAUCAUUUACUUUCCAGAUUUGCUCUCGAGACGCCGCCGUUUGUUCAGGGCAGCGGCGGCCUCUUCAUCCUGACGAGUGGCGUCUAGGACAUGACUCCUGCCGCUGCGGUUCCGCUUGAACAUCCUCCGAGGUGUCUGCCUUCCUUCCGGUCCUCGCGUCGCUGCCUCGGUCCCCUCGCCACCGAGGACCUCCUCCCUCAGGCACCUCCUCCCGCAGAAGACCCUCCUCUUCAAGCCAAACUUUUGAGAUCUUGUCAGUCUUUCGAAAUGUUUAUAGAUUCAGAAUAAUACGUUCGUGAGAUCGCAUUUCAUUACGGCUUAUCAUUCGUAGACACAUAUUUCCAUCAUAAAAUCGAUGUUCAUCACAGCACUCGUGUUUAGUCCCAAAUGGAAUAAUACUCAUUCGUUUAUCUAAGGGUGGCGAUAAGUAUAUACCACAUCGACUUCGAAUGACCAAUUAGGAUGCUAAUGUGAAUCGAAGCUAGUGUGGAGAACAACAUACAAGUUACGCCUUAGAGGAAACGCUCUGACUUUGGAUCAUUAAAACAAGGCAAUGUGUUACCUUGGAAAUACAUACACUGGGUUUUCAAAACUCGGAUUCGACGAAGCUUGAUUUCAGGAAACAGAACAGGAUUCAAAGGAACGGAUUAAAACAACGGAUCCGGCCGCUACUCCUCAGUCUGUGCACGGCCACCAUCAGCGCGGGACACCGACCCUCUCUCCAGCCCCACAUGUCAUGGACAAUUUUAAGUGUCCUUCUCUACUCUCUCUCGUUCUCCCUUUCAACCACGCUCCGUUUCUACCCGAUCGUACCUCUUCAUUUACGACGCGACCGUCUAUGAAUAACUCCGAAGCCCGUCUUUCCCUCUCUCUCGCUGCCCACUCUUCCUCCGGGCCUCACUUCACCCCCCUUCAAACGCCUCCGAUCUCUCCUGACAAUCCCCCCCCCACCCCCUGACUCCCCCUUGCGACUUCACUGUCUCCGGCCCCUGAAGUUCCUCCCUCCGCCUCUGACUUCCCUCUCGACGCUGCAUAUCUCGCGGUCUCCCUUGAUCGCCGUCUUCCUCCGCCACUUCCUCCCCUGGCCACAUCCUUACGUGAUGGGACAUUAGGAUGCAGAGCGUCGAAGGUGUGAGGCAGGGUUAGGGUGUGAGGGUGAGAAUAGUAUGAGGGGGAAGGGGAAGGAGAGGUGAUAAGGGGUCAGUGAGUCGACGAGGAUGUGAUGAGGGGAAGGGAGUGUACGGUAAAUGAGCCAAGGGACGUGUGAGUCAAGGGAUGAGUCAACGAGGGUGCGAUGUGAGGGGCAAGGGAGUGUGAGGCAAAUGAGACAAGGCACGAGCGCGUCCACGAGCAUGCGAGGAGAGGCGGAGGUGUCGACCGAGCCGGGCAGAGGGAACACACCAGUAACACACUGUCCAUCUGCCACUGAGCUCAAGGCCACCCCGGGUCUCCGUGCUCCUUCAGACAGGUUUUGAUUGGCUGGGAAACACGGGGUUGAUUCAUCACCUGCUCAGCUCCGAAUAUCCGGAUCGGGGGAGGGGCGCCGUCAACACCAUCGCGUUCAGAACCAAGCCCUUCCUUUCCUUUUACUCACCGUACUCAUCCGCUUACUCACUAGAAUAACAAAGAGCUAAGGACUCUGACCAUCAGCCGUAACCUGCAGUUCAAUGCGCAUUCGCAGGAUGAAAGUGUCGACCUGCAGUAAACCUGAAGUGUGUUUUAGAUAAGAAUGCCGAGGCUUGGACUAAAGUAAAUAGUCUUGUCUUUUGGCGUCUCUCUGGAACCAAAGCACAACUAAUGAUACACUUCCGUCAGCAAAGCACUGAUAGCAGUAGGCGGCGCCCUGCUGACAGUGUGCAGGCUGACACAGCGACUCCUUAUCUCGGUCGCCUCGAGCCGUGCCAGUGCGCAGAGUGCAGCAUGGCGCCAGUGCCAGUGCCAGGGGCGCCGCCUCCAUCGCCAGCACCGGGAGAUCCUGCGUAUCAAGUCCGGAAUUUGCCAGCUGACGAUAAGAUACCAGGAAUCGCGCACGACCUCCUCCUCCAGCAAGUAUCAGUGGCAGGGAACCUUCAGCGUCGCCAGUGCCAAAGCCGUAGCGAGGCAGGACUUCCCGAGCGGGCGGCGCUGGGCACGGCAUUCCCAUCACCGCUCAUACGGGCUCGGAUCGUGGGCAUCCCCGGGGGCUCCGGGUGUGGCAGCGACCGCCACUACAUCAGCGGUGAACUCAUUUUUUGCACGAAUCCUGAAGCCGUGUAGUAACCCGGCCGGCGUCGUGCCUGGGGCUCGGGUCGCCCUCACACCGUCGCACUCGGCUCGCUCGACGCCGCUUGCCUGCGCUCUGCCUGCGACUCUACCUGGGCGCCGUGGCAGCCUGGACAUCGUACCGACUGCACAUGAAACCUACCAGGUGAACUAUUCUCGACGGUACGCGCAUGCGCUCCAAACGAGAUGGCGUAACAUUUUGCGCACCUGGCUCACCGUCACCUUGGUCGAGAUACAAUAAAGUACAUGCUAGACUACUUUCUACCAUUAGUAACAGCAGCUAGACUGCCAUCCCACGAUAUUAGUACACCAUGUGUGUAAUGUCAACACUGUUCUCAUAGUGUUCAUACUAGCAAAACAUAGCAUAAGAAUAAGUAAUAUAAUUAAAAAAACAGUGGCAAUGGUUAAUGGCAUGACAACAAAACUAUUCAAAUUCAAAAUACACCCAAUUUCGAUAGUAAUAAAAGAUGAAUGAUAAUCUUUAUUCGCUAAUAUGUACAAUAAUAAUACCGAUGUUUGCUAUCAAAAACAUAAAACCAUAAAAUAAAAUAAUCAUAAACUACCUUCAC